CGCAUUGUCUGUCACUCAGCUGAGGCACACAGUAAGCUCAAGAAGUCCUGAAACCAGCACUAGCAGAAGAACCAGCAGCAACUCUUAGAGAAAUCAGCCAGCAUCCCUUCUCAAUUGAAGCAGAGCACCAUGGCAGGCAGUACUGUCCUUCACUUGGGCUUCCUUCUGACGCUCGCAGGAAUUCUCCUCUUCGCAUGCAGUUCCGCACAAAGAGUUAGAGUAAGAAGACAAAAUAUGAAGGUUCGCAUCAAUGCCACCGGAGAUACAAUUGUUUUGAAGUUUGUUCGACCCAACCCUGAUGUCAAACUUGAAGGCUACAUCUUAGGCUAUGGCUCCAGCAUGUUCUCCAAACAGUUCAUCCAGCUUCCAGAAAACGGAGAACCCUAUGAGACAGAGAUUGAUGCCGAGCCUAAGUACCUUGUGGCUGUUCAGCCAAUGCCAACCAAUGAUGUGAAGAAGCACUGCACAGGUAAAGUGAACCUGGAGAAACCUCUUCACCUGGUGAUUGAUUCUGUCACACCAACAUCUGUGCUUUUAUCCUGGGGAACCUACUUAAAGACACCCUAUGAGGGAAACAUCAUGAACGACUGCUUGGAGGAAGGGCACUACACCAUACGCUACAGAGAAAGAAACAGGAAGUGGAUCUACCAGACCUGCUCCACCUCUGAUACCGUGAUUGACAACCUCAAGCCCAACACACCCUAUGAAUUUGGUGUCCGACCCAACAAAGAUGACCGAAGUGGAAUGUGGAGUAAGCCAGUGAUCCACAACACUAACAUGGGAGAUAAAAUCAUGCAGAUAAACUACAAGCACAACAGACCAAUUGCGAAACCUUUGGGUGGACCUCACAGCCCGUUCCCACUUCGACCUGUUCCCAACAACAUAAGCCACCCAGUGCCAUCCAAAAACACAGGCAUUUUUGGAGGUCCCAAGACAUCUUUUGCGCCUCCAAUGGGCCAGCAAGGAACUGUGGCUGCUCCAAGAGCCAAUGAGCCAAAAUGGCCUCAGCUCCCAUUGGAUACAGACAGUCAUGUUAGAAAUGACUCCUCUCAGCUGGUGGAGAUCCCCCGCAUCCUUCCCCAACUCCUACCCACUAAACCCUUCCGUUCUUCAGCUACCCCAACUCCCCAAUCCCUUACCAGCAGUACCCGGGCACCCCUACAUGGACAUCCUCAAAACAAGGCACCUAGUGCCACUCAGAUGCCACAUGGUUCCUCUGGUAAGAACAUCCGGGGAGACAUCUCUUCUCUUCCAUCCAAACCUGCCAAUUCAGUCCUAACAGUGACCACCAGGAACCAGACAUCACUGGGCAGAAACCCUUUCUCUUUCUCUAAUGGCAUGAGACAUUCUCCCCCCAGGCUUGGAGACCCCUCAAGAAGACAUGGGGCAAACGGUGAGCACCAUAAAGGACUUUCUUUCCCCAAACCAGCCAUCUGGUCCAGAGCAAGAAUGGGUUCUUCAGCAGGACGCCCGAAUAAUGCACUUAAAAACCCUAAUGUUGUGGGCAUGCAUGAAAGAAUAGGAAAAGAUAUGAAACCAGAUGUGAACCAGGACAAAGCUUCUAUCUUGAUGCCCAAGUUGCCCCCUGUUACAGCCAAACCAUCCAAACCAAAGACAACAUCUGCUCCAUCAGUGACAGCACCCAAGUAUGAGACCUGGGAGAACUCUUCAAGUUUCAGCCCUGUCCCUGCUUCUAAAGUUGAUGCCAUGGGCAAAGAGCGCUACAUUGCUCCACAUGUGGUCUACAAGACAGAUAAGAAGCCAGAUGAACCUUGCUCCAUCACCACCUCUCUAACUUACUUCCCCGAAGAGGAGGGUGGAGAACAAAAUGUCACCAAUCCUCCAAAAACAGCACCAUCCAACCUCACCGUUGUAACAGUAGAAGGAUGUCCCUCCUUCAUUAUUCUCGACUGGGAGAAAACAGAUAAUGAGACAACAGAGUAUGAGGUCAUCUCAACUACCAAAGGUCCUGAUGGUGAACAGGUUUCCAUUCUGACAACUAACCAGACACAUACCGCUGUGGAAAACCUCAAACCAGAGAGCAGUUAUGAAUUCAAAGUGAAGCCAAAGAAUGAGCUUGGUGAAGGGCCAUCCAGUGAACCUGUAUCCUUCAGCACAGAGUCUGCGGAUCCUCGAGUGAGCGAAAACGUUUCAGGUAAAGAUGCCAUUUGGACACAGUUCCCUUUCAAAACCGACUCCUAUUCUGAGUGCAAUGGGAAGCAGUAUGUGAAAAGGACAUGGUACCGCAAAUUUGUUGGUGUCCAACUCUGCAACUCCCUGCGGUACAAGAUCUACCUGAGUGACUCUCUCAACGGCAAAUUCCACAAUAUUGGAGACCAGACCGGUUUUGGUGAAGACCACUGCCAGUUUGUGGACUCAUUCUUAGAUGGCAGAACGGGAACUCAGCUUCCCGCAGACCAGCUACCAUCCAGACCAGGCUUCUAUCGGGCCAUGAGACAAGAGCCAGUUCAUUUCGGCCAGAUAGGUGGAAACUCCCAUGUCAACUAUGUCGCAUGGUACGAGUGUGGUACACCAAUACCAGGGAAAUGGUAGGACUAAAGCGAGCGUCCACAUGGAACCCUGAAGAGCAACUCUCAUUGGUUGGGGUUGGUGCCUACUAAGGUCACAUGACAGGCUUUUUUACUGUUUUCCCCCACCAGUGACGCUGAGUUUGGUCACUCCUCAGCCUACAUCACAGAAGUUCAUACCAUGUAUAAUAAUGUACAGGAUCAAAGAGUCAGGGAAUACUAUUGAGUGCAUCUGUGAUAUGUAAUAAAAACAAUGCCUCACCGAUUUAUUUAUCAUAUAAUAACUAGUAAAAAUGGUUCAUUAUGAGAAAUUACUUCAGAUACAUUGAAGUGAUGAACAUAAAGUGAGGUAAAAAUACUUGUUUAAAUAUUGGGAAGCUGGCUCCCUGAAACUAUUUUGAUAUUUUGUGUAAUAUUAUUUAUCAAAGUUUGUGGUUUCUUCACUGGCUUUCUUCCAGUGGUAAAGGGCCAGGCUUUUAUUAAGCGCUUUAAGGACAGCCUGGGAUUUGUCUACAACCAGAGGCAGCUGUAUUAAUUUAGGUCUCUGAUAUGUCAGAUGAUAUGUAUAGUUAGCUACAUUGUUUUUACAAACACAUCGUACUGGCUUUACAAGUCAGUUUUCCCACACUAGAAUAGAAAGAAUGGACUCAAGACAACAACACGUCUAUGUUUACAACGGGUUGGGAUGAACAUGAUCAUUUUCCUUGCACACACACACACAAAACAUGUCCACUUUCACUCAGAUACUUUGUAUCAUGACUGUAGUCUUUCAAUGGUAUGUUUGAUGGUUCUAGACUGUAAGGAUGACCUUACACUUGCAAUUUGCACAGCACAAAUGUAUUUAUAUGUAUAUGGAGAAAGUAUUUUUUCAGGAAACCUAAGAGAGAAUUAAAAAUCCUUUCCCCUCAAGCUUGUGAAAUACAAUACAAGUAAAAAAAAAUCUAGCUUUUUUGAGUGUUAACACAUUCAAAGAGUCUUGAAGAUACUUCAAGGAGAGCUUGUCUGGGUCCCAUAUUUUGUACAGUUUGGUCCCUGCCAAUCCUUUGGCAGAGUUUCUCUGGCGUAUCCGUAUUUUCAUGGAAUUUGUUUGUAAGAUGAAACUGUUGUUUGUUGUUGUUAUUGUUCUGGAUUUGUUUUUCUCUGUAUGUAUUUUACAGUAAUAAAUAACAGAAGUUUGGUUUCUUUUUUUAA
Molecule: messenger RNA, 3719 nt
Organism: Danio rerio (zebrafish)
Lineage: Eukaryota; Metazoa; Chordata; Actinopteri; Cypriniformes; Danionidae
Source: RefSeq, a predicted model, not a curated record